Messenger RNA from Filobasidium floriforme, 1241 nucleotides. Its product is annotated as P-loop containing nucleoside triphosphate hydrolase protein. Gene Ontology annotation, molecular function: ATP binding; ATP hydrolysis activity. The transcript has 6 exons. NCBI's taxonomy places the organism in Eukaryota, Fungi, Basidiomycota, Tremellomycetes, Filobasidiales, Filobasidiaceae. Bases 169 to 867 code for a protein of 232 amino acids. The record is from RefSeq and is a predicted model, not a curated record.
AACGAUAUGAAACUCUGAGCACAGACAUGAACUUCAGCUACCUUCAACUCGGAUUAGGCCGAUAGAGAUAUCCUCCUUAGCAACGUUCUUUCGAUCUGGCUACCUCUUUCGACGAGCGUCACGGCCGUGUACCGUCUAGAGCGCAGAAAGCAUAGUGAAGACACUAAGAUGUCUGAAGUGCUACUCCGAUUAAGAGGGCUCACCUUACGGCGGGACGACGGGACCGGAUCCGCCAUCCUCAACGAUGUGGACCUGGACUUGCAGAAGAACGAUGUUUUGAUUCUCAAAGGCAAAUCCGGGAGCGGAAAGACGACGUUGUUGAAAUGCAUCGCACAGCUGAACGUAUACGACAAGGGACAGGUUCUCCUGAACGGAAAGGAGCCUUCAGAAUACGGUCUGCCGGAAUAUCGAACCAAAGUCCUAUACAUUCCACAACGUCCAUCCCUCCUCCCAGGAACCCCUCACGACUUUCUUCGGACCAUCUCGUCCUUCUCCUCCCGCCGGGGUAAAGGUAAACUGGCGUCAACGAGCAACGAAGCGUUCGACCGGGCCGUCAAGUUGGCGAGAGGGUGGGGGAUCGAGCCUUACUUGUGGGACCGGGAAUGGGCGGAAUUGAGCGGUGGAGAAGCACAGCGGUUGGGGCUCGCUGUAGGAUUGGGUUUGGGAGGGGCCGAAGUGGUGCUACUUGACGAACCGACUUCAGCACUAGACGAAGAGACAAUGAAGACUGUCGAAGAGAGCAUGCUGAGCCUCUUACCCAGCGGCAAGAACCCGGACGGGACGCUGAAGGCUUUCAUAUGGAUUACGCACGAGGCUUCGCAGGCGGAUCGGGUGGGCACACGGACCUUGGAUAUAUCACAGCAAUGAAGCAAGCUAUAUCAUACAUCGUAAUUGAUAAAAGACGAGCCUGAUGCGGACGACGAGGAAAUGGCUGCUGCGCAAACGAAACCGAUGGAGCCAGUGUCGACCCCAGCAUCCGAGAGUCGAGUUGCACGCUAUCAUCGAUCUCGUGUACCUCUUCCGCUACAUGUUCCGGCCCCCCUCCUGCGCUGCGAGGCCUUAUGACCGGCUCCAUGUUCGUGACCUCUUUCCCUCGUAACUCGACGGCCUCAGUAUCCUUGGUAUCUGCGACAUAUGUGUCGCAAGCGUUCUACAAGUAAUUGUUAUGCAUAGACACCCGCAGCUCGCGGGUCAUCCGUACAUAUCGCCGUCCUAGUCCAUUUCUGUGUCUAUUCACUGCA